AUGGGAGGAACGUCGAAUGGUCACCUGAAGAACAGGGUUCUCCUGACAGGUAACAUUGCCCAUUACACAAACCCCCUGACAGUGGGGAACCGUUCAUUGAUAUGGCGUUCGAUCAUAGGAGGUAGCGGCUUCAUCGCUUCCCACAUCCUUGACACGCUGUUGGACGCAGGGUUUCAAGUUGCGGUGACAGCGAGAUCCGAGGAAAAGGGGAAACGGAUAGUAGACUCCGUCAAACCCAAACCCCUAUCUUACGUAGUAGUCGACGACAUUGCCAAAGGCGGCGCCUUUGAUGUUGCAUUCCAAUCGGAGGCCGCAUUCGACUAUGUAGUCCACACCGCGUCUCCCUAUCAUCUCAAUCCCAUAGACCCGGUCAAAGAGUUCCUGGAGCCCGCGAUCAACGGCACGAAGGGCCUGCUGAAAUCGAUCAAGACUCACGCUCCGACCGUCAAACGGUUGGUGAUCACCUCGUCGUCAGCAGCGAUCCUCAACCCCGCCAACCACGCUAAGGUCUACGACGAGACGUGCUGGGCGCCCACGACGUGGGAAGAGGCCAUGGAACCCAAGAAGGCGUACAAGGCCAGCAAGGUCUUCUCCGAGAAAGCGGCAUGGGCCUUCAUCGAGGAGGAAAAGCCCAAUUUCGACCUGGCCGUGAUCAACUGCACCUACGUCUUCGGCCCCAUACAGCGGAACCUCCCCAGCCUGGACGCGAUGAACGCGUCGAACCACCGCGUUCGCGAAAUGGUGCAGGGCAAGAUGAAGGAGGCCCUAGCGCCCACGGCGCCCGUCUUUACCUUUGUCGACGUGCGCGACGUUGCCCUGGCGCACUUACGCGCCAUGACAUUACCGCAGGCUGGUGGGAACCGGUUCUACGUUGUCGGGGGGCACUUUUCGAAUAAGCAGAUUGCGGACGUCAUCAGGAAGUCGUUUCCGCAGUUGAAGGAUCGCUUGCCACUUGAGGCUGAUACGGUCGAUGAUAUUCCGGAUGAUGUGUAUCACUUUGACAACAGCAAGUCGAGAGAGGUUCUGGGACUUGAGUAUACGAGUCUCGAGAGGAGCGUGGUUGAUACGGUCCAGUCGAUACUGGAUCUGACGCCGGUGUCGUGA
Messenger RNA from Anthostomella pinea, 1104 nucleotides. Lineage: Eukaryota; Fungi; Ascomycota; Sordariomycetes; Xylariales; Xylariaceae. The record is from the annotation of a GenBank genome assembly.